UCUGUCUACUUUUUCAGUAAACUGUACAAAAGUUUCCUUCAAAGGCAAACGGACAUCUAUCUCAACAACGAUGGUAGGUAUUAAUAAACCAUUAUUAGAAUAAGCAGAAAUUCAUAGAUACUCAAAAUGUGAAUAUGGGACAUGUAUCUUUAAUGAACCAACACUAGACAGUACUUCCAUUACAACCUGCUCUGUCCAUCUACUCUGUGGUGUAGUUCAGCUUGCUGCUGGCUCUGCUGUUCCCCGUGGUGGUGCAGUCCUCCCUGCAUCCAGUGGACUGUAAUGAGGUGUACCGAUCAGGUUUUGGACUGAAUGGGGUUCACACCAUUUAUCCUGCAGGACCCACCUCACCUGUCCAGGUGUUCUGUGACAUGUCGAUGGACAGUGCACAUCUAGGAAAGUGGACGGUCAGUAUCCAAUGUUUCUACCAAUCUUUAAAUACACAUAGGUAUUUGCUUUUUUUUUUUUUACACUGUUAGCAAUAGCUGUACAUUUUACAGUACAUUUACAGUAACACAACACUGUAUCACUGUAUUUGCUGUCAAUCACAUUGCACUUGGGUACUUUUUGACCCGUCCUGUAAAUUUAAAUUACAUUUACAUUUAUGACACAAACUGUUAAAGAAUUACUAGUCAUUUUACAGUAAGUUACAGGCUAUUGAGUUGCAGUGAAAAUACAGUAAUAUGUUUUUACAGCAAAACUGUAUUUUGUUCAGUAAAUAUACAACAACUAACUGUAUUUUUACAACUAAAUUGAAGAUGUUAUUGCUGUAAAAUGACAGUGUGCUGCUGUUUUCGGAUUACAGUACACUCUUGUACACUGAACAAAAAUAUAAACACAACAUGUACGGUGUUGGUUCCAUGUUUCAUGAGCUGAAAUAAAAGAUCCCUGUUAGUGAGCAUUUCUCCUUUGCCAAAAUAAUCCAUCCACUUGACAGGUUUGGCAUGUCAAGAAGCUUAUUAAACAGCAUGAUCAUUACACGGGUGCACCUUGUUCUGGGGACAAUUAAAAGGCCGCUCUAAAAUGUGCAGUUUUGUCACACAACACAAUGCCUCAAGCUUUGAGGGAGCGCGCAACUGACAUGUUGACUGCAGGAAUGUCCACCAGAGCUGUUGCCAGAGAAUGUAAUGUUCAUUUCUCUACCAUAAGCCGCCUCCAAUGUCAUUUUAGAGAAUUUGGCAGUACGUCCAACCGGCCUCACAAACACGUGUAUGGCAUCGUGUGGGAGAGGGGUUUGCUGAUGUCAACGUUGUGAACAGAGUGCCCCAUGGUGGCGAUGGGGUUAUGGUAUGGGCAAGCAUAAGCUAUGGACAAUGAACACAAUUGCAUUUUAUCAAAGGCUAUUUGAAUGCAUAGAGAUACCGUGACGAGAUACUGAAGCCCAUUGUGAGGCCCAUUUUUUUUUAAAGGUAUCUGUGAGCAAAAGAUGCAUAUCUGUAUUCCCAGUCAUGUGAAAUCCAUAGAUUAGGGCCUAAUGAAUUUAUUUCAAUUGACUGAUUUCCUUGUAUGAACUAUAACUAAGUAGAAUCUUUGAAAUUGUUGCGUUUAUUUAUUUUUUCAGUAUAAAUAAUGUUACUAUAACUUUACAACAACUCAGUAGUCUGUAAAUUAUUGUAAUUUUAUAAGUAUUACAGUAACAUUUGAUACAAUUAUUAUUAUUACAAUUAUUAGUAUUACAGUAACAUUUGAUACAAUUAUUUAUUGUGGGCACACUUGGGACUCAACCUCACCUGGGAUUUGAACUCAUAACCUUGCCAGUAAAUCUGCAUUUCUUACUAUGCAGGGUAGAUCUGUGGGCUUGACAGAGGUUGGCCACAGAUUUAAUGUCAAUAAUACAUUUCUGCACUUAGCUAAACAGCAGUGCUCAAGGAGUGCCCCGCCAGUACAUUGCCCCCAUCUACAUUUCAAACCGUACCCUAUUUUUUGAGAGUGUGUUGAUAUAUGUUCUUGGUACCUGGUGGCACUGCUGAAACAUCAACGCACUCCCGACAAAGAGGUUGCAAGUUCAAAUCCCAGAGCAUAUAUCCACACUUUCUGUUAAGUGUCCCUGAGACAUGCAAUUUUUGAGUUGGUGCUGUCAGAUAUUCUGACAAUUAUUAUACUUGAUUCUGGGAAACUUAGUGAAGUGCAGAAAUGUAUUAUUGCCAAUAAAUCUGUGGCCAGCUCUGCUAUGCCCACAAACCUGAGCCCUAUACUACGUACUGUAUGUGAUUUGAGGAGUUAGCGAUGUAACUUUGGUCAACUCGGAGGUUCAACUCAGGAUAACCGGUAAACACUAAAAACAAAUGGUUCUAAAUAGUGCCAAAUAAGGGUAAUUUGGCUUGUAACCAUAACAGAACCCUUUUUGGUGCUAUAUAGAACCCUUUUUUGAAAGUUCUAUAAAUAACCAUGGUCAUAAGGUUCUAAAUGGAACCUGUAUGGUGCUAUAAAGAACCCUUUCCUAAGGUUCUAUAAAGAACCACUAAUAAAAUGUUCUAUAUAGCACCAAAAAAAAAAAGGUUCCGCUAUGAUUACAACCUUUUUGGGGCUUUACAGAACCCUUUUUUAAUGGUUCUUUAUGGAACCUUUAUGGCGAAUGGUUCUAUGAAGAACCUUUCUCAAUCUCAAAGGUUCUUUGUAGAACCAUACAGGGUUUUUAUUCUGGUUUAAUAGACAUAUUAUAUUGUUAAAAUUCCCAGAGGUGUUAUUAUUGUGUUGAUAGUUGACUAUCUGAAUCAGGUGUGCUAGUUCUGGAACAGAUGGAGAGUCCCUGAGGAGAGAAUUCAGAACUACUGACUAGUUCUGGAAUAGAUGGAGAGUCCCUGAGGAGAGAAUUCAGAACUACUGACUUAGUCAACUGUUUUCAAUUGAGACAAGGCCAUGCGUGAGUCUUUCACAAGACACUGUCACCGGCCAUAGUCACACACUGUGAGCACCAAAAGUAUUGGGACAGUGAGCCCUUUGUUGUUGUUUUGGCUCUGUACUCCAGCUCUUUGGAUUUGAAAUGAUGAUGAACCGUUUAAAAAAAAAUGACAGCACUUUUUGUACAUAGUACCCCCAUUUCAGGGGACCAAAAGUAUUGGGACAAAUUCACUGAUAUGCGUAUUAAAGUAGUCAAAAGUUCAGUAUUUGAUCCCAUAUUCAUAGCACGCAAUGACUACAUCAAGCUUGUGAUUCUACAAAGUUGUUGGAUGCGUUUGCUGUUUGUUUUGGUUGUGUUUCAGAUUAUUUUGUGUCCAAUAGAAAUGAAUGGCAAAUAAUGUAUUAUGUCAUUUUGGAGUCACUUAACCAUCCCGUUGUCCUAGGGUCAAAAUGGCCCGCCACUGUGUUAAACCAACUUUAUUUAAUUUUUAUAUUUUGGGGAUCAUUUGUGAGAAGGAGGCAGUGAGACUUUAAAGAAAGUAUCACUGCCUCCUUCUCACAAAUGAUCCAAAAAAUAUAAAAAUUAAAUAAAGUUGGUUUAACACAGUGGCGGGUCAUUUUGACCCUAGGACAACGGGAGGGUUAAGAAUAGAAUGUGUUUCUAAACACUUCUACAUUAAUGUGGAUGCUACCAUGAUUAUGGAUAAUCCUGAAUGAAUCGUGAAUAAUGAUGAGUGAGAAAGUAACAGACGCACAAAUAUCACCCCCCCCCCCCCCCCUGUUACUUUCAAUGCUAAACUUUUGACUACUUUAAUACACGUAUAAGUGAAUUUGUCCCAAUACUUUUGGUCCUCUAAAAUGGGGGGGACUAUGCCCAAAAAGUGCUGUAAUUUCUAAAUAAUUCACCCGAUAUGGAUAUAAAUACCCUCAAAUUAAAGCCUUUAACCUCACAGUCAUUGUAUCAUUUCAAAUCCAAAGAGCUGGAGUACAGAGCCAAAACAACAACAAAAUGGGUCACUGUCCCUAUACUUCUGGAGCUCAAUGUAUUACUUGUAGUAGCAUAGCACAACAGAUUAGAUAAACUGGAAGGACACUCUUACUCACGUUGGCACAAAAACACCACGCCCCAAAAUAUUUUAAUUAACACCCACCCCACAUUUUCAUUAUCACUAAAAGAGGAAAGAAUCCUUAUUUGAACUGCAAAGAACCAUUGAAGGGCUCAAAUGGUUCUUUGGGUCAGUAUGGUUCCACAUAGAACCAUCACCCUUCCCAAAGAACCCUUGAAGAACCCAUAUGUUUUAGUGUGCUCCACGAAAGUGCCUCACCUUUUAGCAAAUUUCAUUUCUAUGGCAACUAAUCCUUCAGAACUUACCUGGUCCUGGGCUGCCUAACUCAGGGCUAACUCAGGGCUAACUCAGGGCUAACUCAGGCCUAACUCAGGCCUAACUCAGGCCUAACUCAGGCCUAACUCAGGCCUAACUCAGGGCUAACUCAGGGCUAACUCAGGGCUAACUCAGGCCUAACUCAGGCCUAACUCAGGCCUAACUCAGGGCUAACUCAGGGCUAACUCAGGGCUAACUCAGGGCUAACUCAGGGCUAACUCAGGGCUAACUCAGGCCUAACUCAGGGCUAACUCAGGGCUAACUCAGGGCUAACUCAGGGCUAACUCAGGGCUAACUCAGGGCUAACUCAGGCCUAACUCAGGCCUAACUCAGGCCUAACUCAGGGCUAACUCAGGGCUAACUCAGGGCUAACUCAGGCCUAACUCAGGCCUAACUCAGGCCUAACUCAGGGCUAACUCAGGCCUAACUCAGGCCUAACUCAGGGCUAACUCAGGGCUAACUCAGGGCUAACUCAGGGCUAACUCAGGCCUAACUCAGGGCUAACUCAGGGCUAACUCAGGGCUAACUCAGGCCUAACUCAGGGCUAACUCAGGGCUAACUCAGGGCUAACUCAGGGCUAACUCAGGGCUAACUCAGGGCUAACUCAGGGCUAACUCAGGCCUAACUCAGGCCUAACUCAGGCCUAACUCAGGCCUAACUCAGGGCUAACUCAGGGCUAACUCAGGCCUAACUCAGGGCUAACUCAGGGCUAACUCAGGGCUAACUCAGGCCUAACUCAGGCCUAACUCAGGCCUAACUCAGGCCUAACUCAGGGCUAACUCAGGCCUAACUCAGGGCUAACUCAGGGCUAAGUCGGGCCUAACUCGGGCCUAACUCGGGCCUAACUCGGGGCUAACUCGGGGCUAACUCGGGGCUAACUCAGGGCUAACUCAGGGCCUAACUCAGGGCUAACUCAGGGCUAACUCAGGGCUAACUCAGGGCUAACUCAGGGCUAACUCAGGGCUAACUCAGGCCUAACUCAGGCCUAACUCAGGCCUAACUCAGGCCUAACUCAGGCCUAACUCAGGCCUAACUCAGGCCUAACUCAGGGCUAACUCAGGGCUAACUCAGGGCUAACUCAGGGCUAACUCAGGGCUAACUCAGGGCUAACUCAGGCCUAACUCAGGCCUAACUCAGGGCUAACUCAGGGCUAACUCAGGGCUAACUCAGGGCUAACUCAGGGGCUAACUCCAUUUAUCCUGAAUUAAGUGUCGGAGCCACAAGUAGAGAACCAAUGAAAUCAGAUUCCCUCCCUCUCGCAAAGAUUGCGUCAUCAUCCCCUUCAUUUGAGGAAGAUGACUGAUUCAAUAUUUUCUAUAGUAAUCUUAAAAUACCUAUCACAUUACCCAUUUAGUAAUGACAGAAUGCAUUUGAAACUUCAAGCACAGUAAAAAAAAAAGUGUGUAUGACUUAAUAGAAUGAUUUGAUUGUGUGGUGUAUUGAUAAGCUACUAAAGAACACCAACGACGGCAUUAACAAUAAGUAAUAAAGUACUAAAAUAAAGAUGGCGCCUACUGAAUAAUAAUAAUAAUAAUAGCCUGAUGAAUAAGCUGAUAAGCAAGAUAUAACGUUUCAUUCAUUUUGAUUUCAGCACAAAUGAAAAUGUGUCGCCCACGGAUUGAUGUUUCAGCAUUGUCUCAAUGAAGAGUGCGGUGUUCGACUAGCAGCACUGACUCUCCCACGGAUUGAUGUUUCAGCAUUGUCUCAAUGAAGAGUGCGGUGUUCGACGAGCAGCACUGACUCUCCCACGGAUUGAUGUUUCAGCAUUGUCUCAAUGAAGAGUGCGGUGUUCGACUAGCAGCACUGACUCUCCCACGGAUUGAUGUUUCAGCAUUGUCUCAAUGAAGAGUGCGGUGUUCGACUAGCAGCACUGACUCUCCCACGGAUUGAUGUUUCAGCAUUGUCUCAAUGAAGAGUGCAGUGUUCGACUAGCAGCACUGACUCUCCCACGGAUUGAUGUUUCAGCAUUGUCUCAAUGAAGAGUGCGGUGUUCGACUAGCAGCACUGACUCUCCCACGGAUUGAUGUUUCAGCAUUGUCUCAAUGAAGAGUGCGGUGUUCGACGAGCAGCACUGACUCUCCCACGGAUUGAUGUUUCAGCAUUGUCUCAAUGAAGAGUGCGGUGUUCGACUAGCAGCACUGACUCUCCCACGGAUUGAUGUUUCAGCAUUGUCUCAAUGAAGAGUGCGGUGUUCGACUAGCAGCACUGACUCUCCCACGGAUUGAUGUUUCAGCAUUGUCUCAAUGAAGAGUGCAGUGUUCGACUAGCAGCACUGACUCUCCCACGGAUUGAUGUUUCAGCAUUGUCUCAAUGAAGAGUCCGGUGUUCGACUAGCAGCACUGACUCUCCCACGGAUUGAUGUUUCAGCAUUGUCUCAAUGAAGAGUGCGGUGUUCGACUAGCAGCACUGACUCUCCCACGGAUUGAUGUUUCAGCAUUGUCUCAAUGAAGAGUGCGGUGUUCGACUAGCAGCACUGACUCUCCCACGGAUUGAUGUUUCAGCAUUGUCUCAAUGAAGAGUGCGGUGUUCGACUAGCAGCACUGACUCUCCCACGGAUUGAUGUUUCAGCAUUGUCUCAAUGAAGAGUGCGGUGUUCGACUAGCAGCACUGACUCUCCCACGGAUUGAUGUUUCAGCAUUGUCUCAAUGAAGAGUGCGGUGUUCGACUAGCAGCACUGACUCUCCCACGGAUUGAUGUUUCAGCAUUGUCUCAAUGAAGAGUGCGGUGUUCGACUAGCAGCACUGACUCUCCCACGGAUUGAUGUUUCAGCAUUGUCUCAAUGAAGAGUGCGGUGUUCGACUAGCAGCACUGACUCUCCCACGGAUUGAUGUUUCAGCAUUGUCUCAAUGAAGAGUGCGGUGUUCGACUAGCAGCACUGACUCUCCCACGGAUUGAUGUUUCAGCAUUGUCUCAAUGAAGAGUGCGGUGUUCGACUAGCAGCACUGACUCUCCCACGGAUUGAUGUUUCAGCAUUGUCUCAAUGAAGAGUUCAGUGUUCAACUUAGCCACGUGCGACAUGCACGCGCAGUUACAAAACUGCUAGAGUUAGCUGCAGGUGGACGAGCAAUAUCUAUCGUCUUAGUACAGAUGAAGCCUGAGCUGAAAUGUGAAGCUAACUGAAGCUGGCUAGCUUUAGAAAACCCUGAGUAGAUCUAGCUUCAAUCGUAGUAUACCCAUCAGGUGGCAUAGCAGGAAAUUCAGGUACCUGGCAACCAAGAGGUUUCAAUUCCAAAUUCCAGGUGUGGUUGAGUCCCAAGUGUGUUCAUAGCGAAGGAUUUUACAAGAUUUUUCUGUCAUACUUAUCCUGUAAAAUUACGAUAACUUACGGGCUACUGAGUUGUCAUCAUUUACAAGCGUGUACUGUAAUCAGAAUAGAGCAGCAUACUGUCAUUUUAGCUUAAUUCAGAUGUUUAAAAAAAUACAGUAAGUUGUUGUAUAUUUACUGUAUUUUUACUGCAACUUUUAGCAAAGUGCAUAAAUGUAUUCUUGGCCAAUCUCUACCAUGAACACAGACCUGGUGGCGUGGCAGGAAACUCAGGUCACUGGCAACCAAGAGGUUGUGAGUUCAUACCCACGUGAGGUUGAGUCCCAAGUAAUCAGAACACAGCAGCAUACUGUCACUUUACGGCAAUAACCCCAUAAUUCAGCUGUAAAAAUACAGUAACUUGUUUUACUGUAUUUUCACUGCAACCAGUAGCCAGUAGUGUAGCGUAAAAUUACAGAAAAUGCAGCUGUAAAAAUACAAUAACUCGUUGUUGUAUAUUUACCAUAUUUUCACUACAACCAGUAGCCGGUAGUGUAGCGUAAAAUUACAGAAAAUGCAGCUGUAAAAAUACAGUAACUUGUUAUUGUAUAAUUACCAUAUUUUCACUACAACCAGUAGCCGGUAGUGUAGCGUAAAAUUACAGGUUAGUUGUUCCUGCCAAACCAGUACUAGGACACAGACACUGUGCACGUUCUCUCUUUUUCCUCUUCCUUCUUUACACAUAAGAACUGAUUUACCAUUAAAACCAGUCAAUCAAUUAAAACAACAUCUCUCUCUUAAUCAGGUGAUUCAAAACAGACAGGACGGAUCAGUGAACUUCCACAGGAAGUGGGAUGAGUACAAGAGUGGGUUUGGGAGCGCAGCUGGAGAGUACUGGCUGGGUAAGAAACUGAUUUAACGUCUAAACCUCCAGAACAUUCUCCUCUCAGAACCCCUGUUCAGCGAAUGAGCUCCUUCCUGUUUGUCCUGAUUCACGUAAAGUUCAUUUGUCAUUGUAUUUCCAACAACACAGUGUACUUCUAUGCUGGUACUAUUCUACAGGGCUGGAGACGAUGCAUCUCCUGACUACGAAAGGAACCUAUGAGCUGAGGGUGGACAUGGAGGACUUUGAGGGGAAGAAGGUCUAUGCUCAGUACUCCUCCUUCUCUGUUGGACCAGAGGCUGAAGGAUACCUGCUAAAGCUGGGUUCAUUCAAAGAUGGAGGAGCAGGUGGGUGACAACUUAAAUUGUCCAAGAAAAAAUUACAACAAAAAGGUCCAAGAAUAUAGCACCAGAAAAUAGAACCAGAACAAAUUCCAAGGAAAAACACUCCAAGAUAAUCUGUCAUUAAGGGUUCAUAGCUGAAGAUUUGCCAGUGGAAGUAUUAUCAUUAGGUUACCUGGUGUCACGAUCGUCUGAAGAAGCGGACCAAUACGCAGCGCGUGGAGUGAACAUGAUGACUUUAUUUAAUAAAGCAACCACGAAAAAACAACAAAUGACGAUAGUGAAGUCCUCUGUAACACUGACAGAAACAUGGAACAAAAACCCACAAAACCCAGGUGAAACCACACAGUUUAAAUAUGGCUCCCAAUCAGAGAUAACGAGCCGACAGCUGACACUCGUUACCUCCGAUUGGGAGUCAUAUGACUAAUCAACAACAAAACCAAACAUAGAAAUGAACAACUAGAUCCAACAUAGAAAUACACCCUAAAUGAAAAUAACAACCCUGGCUCAACAAUCAGAGUCCCCGGAGCCAGAGUGUCACAGUACCCCCCCCUAAAGGUGCGAACUCCGGGCGCACCAGCACACAGUCUAGGGGAGGGUCUGGGUGGGCGUCUGUCCAUGGUGGCGGCUCUGGCCCAGGUCGUGGUCCCCACCCCACCUUAGUCACUAUCCGCUUCCGUAGCCCCCUCCACCUGACCACCCCCCAACUAAACCCCACUGGAUUAAGGGGCGGCACCGGACUAAGGGGCAGCACCGGACUAAGGGACAUUACCUGACUAAGGGGCAGCACCGGCCUGAGGGGCGGAUCCUGGCUGGCUGGCUCUGGCGGAUCCUGGCUGGACGGCUCUGGCGGAUCCUGGCUGGACGGCUCUGGCGGAUCCUGGCUGGCGGAAGGCUCUGGCUGAUCCUGUCUGGCAGAAGGCUCUGGCUGAUCCUGUCUGGCGGAAGGCUCUGGCUGAUCCUGUCUGGCGGAAGGCUCUGGCUGAUCCUGUCUGGCGGAAGGCUCUGGCUGAUCCUGUCUGGCGGAAGGCUCUGGCUGAUCCUGUCUGGCGGAAGGCUCUGGCUGAUCCUGUCUGGCGGAAGGCUCUGGCUGAUCCUGUCUGGCGGAAGGCUCUGGCUGAUCCUGUCUGGCGGAAGGCUCUGGCUGAUCCUGUCUGGCGGAAGGCUCUGGCUGCUCCUGUCUGGCGGAGAGCUCUAGCGGCUCCGGUCUGGCGGACGGCUCUGAAGGCUCAUGGCAGACGGGCGGCUUUGCAGGCUCAGUACAGACGGGCAGUUCCUGCGGCGCUUGGCAGACGGACAGUUCAGACGGCGUUGGGCAGACGGGCAGUUCAGGCGCCGUUGGGCAGACGGACAGUUCAGACGGCGUUGGGCAGACGGACAGUUCAGGCCCCGUUGGGCAGACGGACAGUUCAGACGGCGUUGGGCAGACGGACAGUUCAGACCCCGUUGGGCAGACGGCAGACUCUGGCCGUCUGAGGCGCAUCGUAGGCCUGGUGCGUGGUGCCGGAACAGGAGGUACCGGGCUGAGGACACGCAUCUCAGGGCUAGUGCGGGGAGAAGCAACAGGGCAUGCUGGACCCUGGGGACGCACCGUAGGCCUGAUGCGUGGUGCCGGAACUGGAGGUACCGGGCUGAGGACACGCAUCUCCGGGCUAGUGCGGGAAGCAGCAACAGGGCAUGCUUGGCCCUGGGGACGCACCGUAGGCCUGAUGCGGGUGCCGGAACUGGAGGUACCGGGCUGAGGACACGCAUCUCAGGGCUAGUGCGGGGAGAAGCAACAGGGCAUGCUGGACCCUGGGAACGCACAUAAGGGCUAGUGCGGAGAGCCGGAACAGGGCAUGCUGGACCCUGGGGACUCACAUUAAGCCUAGUGCGGAGAGCAGCAACAGGACGCACAGGACUCGGGAGACACACAGGAGGCUUGGGGCGUGGUGUAGGCACUGGUGGGAAAGGGCUGGCGACGCGCACCGUAUCCCUGGUGCGAGUGGCCGGAACAGGCCGGGCCGGGCUGGCGAAGCGCACCGUAUCCCUGGUGCGAGUGGCCGGAACAGGCCGGGCUGGGCUGGCGAAGCGCACCGUAUCCCUGGUGCGAGUGGCCGGAACAGGCCGGGCUGGGCUGGCGAAGCGCACCGUAUCCUUGGUGCGAGGGGUCGUAACAGGCCGGACCGUACUGGAGGCACACACCACUGGCUCUACCCCGGGAACUGGAACGGGCCGGACCGGACUGGAUACACACCUCAGUCUCUCACGCCGUGCCUCUACAUCUCCUUUCCCUACUUUGGCCAGUGACCCCCGUAACCUGGUUGCCUCUUGAAUUCGCCCCUUCUCUGCCUCCGUUAGCCCCGUCGUCCAAGCCAUGUGCCCCCCCCAAAAGACUUUUUGGGGUUGCCUCUCGUCCUUCCAACGAUGAUGGCCCUGCUGACGCCGUUGCUCCUCUCUCGCCAGGGCCUUGAUCUUCCCCCAAGGUCCCUUGCCCCCGAGCAUGUCCUCCCAGGACCACGAUUUGCCCACCUGGGCCAUCGCCAGCCUCUCGAUCUCUUUACCAGGCGCUUCCUCCCAUGUCCAGCUGUCUUGCUCCUGGACACGCUGCUUGGUCCUUCUAUGGUGGGUUUUUCUGUCACGAUCGUCUGAAGAAGCGGACCAAUACGCAGCGCGUGGAGUGAACAUGAUGACUUUAUUUAAUAAAGCAACCACGAAAAACAACAAAUGACGAUAGUGAAGUCCUCUGUAACACUGACAGAAACAUGGAACAAAAACCCACAAAACCCAGGUGAAACCACACAGUUUAAAUAUGGCUCCCAAUCAGAGAUAACGAGCCGACAGCUGACACUCGUUACCUCCGAUUGGGAGUCAUAUGACUAAUCAACAACAAAACCAAACAUAGAAAUGAACAACUAGAUCCAACAUAGAAAUACACCCUAAAUGAAAAUAACAACCCUGGCUCAACAAUCAGAGUCCCUGGAGCCAGAGUGUCACACCUGGGGCCCUUUCCUUGUGUUGCUGGUCUGUGCUCUUUGUUCAUAUCUUCAGGAGAUUCUAUGACUCAAUCAGAGUGGUCAGAAAUCUUUGUUUUUAUCCUCAGGAGAUUCUAUGACUCAUCACAGUGGUCAGAAAUCUUUGUUUUUAAUCCUCAGGAGAUUCUAUGACUCAUCACAGUGGUCAGAAAUUUACAACGUUAGAUAAAGACCAGGACCUUAACCUCAACAACUGUGGCCAGAUGUACUACAGUGGAUUUUGGCACAACAACUGCCAUUGGACUAAUCCCAAUGGGAUAUACGCAUGGGGGGAGUCUGCCUACGGUAUUGGCAUCAACUGGAAAACAUGGAAAGGCUUUACAUACUCCCUGAAAACCAUUACCAUGAAGAUCAGACCAGCCACUGAAUAGAAGUGAAACGGCUUAACUGAUAACCAUCUCUACUUCUAACUAAAUUGUUAAAUCAACAUUUUCAAUAACAAUGAUUGCCACAAAAACAUAUUUCUACCACUUACACACAUUACGUUUACAGGGCAGGGGGUAUCUUUAUUUCUAAGUGUGAUUGGGUCUUCAGAGAUCAUUAGAGGGUGCAGCAGGACACAGAAGAUCCUCUGAUCUACUAAGAAGUGCAGCUUUGCCAUAGCAACAGAAACCUGACUGCAGUGGGGAUGAUGUGACUCCAACACAUCCUCUGUCUGUCUGUUUCAUACCCUAACCCACUGUCUGUCUGUUUAAUACCCUAACCCACUGUCUGUCUGUUUCAUACCCUAACCCA
Molecule: messenger RNA, 12440 nt
Organism: Coregonus sp. 'balchen'
Lineage: Eukaryota; Metazoa; Chordata; Actinopteri; Salmoniformes; Salmonidae
Source: the annotation of a GenBank genome assembly